AUGGUCAGUAGAACAGAAGGUAACAUCGAUGACUCGCUCAUUGGUGGAAAUGCUUCCGCCGAAGGCCCAGAGGGCGAAGGAACCGAAAGCACAGUAGUCACCGGUGUCGAUAUUGUCAUGAACCACCACUUACAAGAAACCAGCUUCACAAAAGAGGCCUACAAAAAGUACAUCAAAGAUUACAUGAAAUCACUCAAAGGCAAACUUGAAGAACAGAAACCUGAAAGAGUAAAGCCUUUUAUGACUGGGGCUGCAGAGCAAAUUAAGCACAUCCUUGCUAAUUUCAAUAACUACCAGUUUUUUAUUGGUGAGAACAUGAAUCCAGAUGGCAUGGUUGCUCUCCUGGACUACCGUGAAGAUGGUGUGACCCCAUUCAUGAUUUUCUUUAAGGAUGGCCUAGAGAUGGAGAAAUGUUAACAAAUUGGAUCUGUCACCUGUCACCAUAGCUGACUGCUGCUUGCCAUCCAUACAACACCAGGGCUUAGGACAAAUGGGACUGAUGUCAUCUUGAGCUUUUAUUUUGACCAUGAUUUAUUUGGAGUGGAGACAUUGUUUUUUUUCUUUUCUUUUUUUUAAAAAGAAAGAACAUGUCGUGUAGGUUGUCUGAAAAUAAAGUGCAUUUAAAUUCACUUA
This is a messenger RNA of Cricetulus griseus (Chinese hamster), 633 nucleotides long. The record is from RefSeq and is a predicted model, not a curated record. NCBI's taxonomy places the organism in Eukaryota, Metazoa, Chordata, Mammalia, Rodentia, Cricetidae.